GUGCGCGUGGAGGAGGGCGUGACGCGUCUGACGCGUAUGACGUGGCGAGCUGGAUCAGCCGAAGUCUCCUCUACACUUCAACAGAUCAUAGUCGCUCUUGGCGCUUUCAAAAUAACACUGUUUGUCAGAAAUGGAGGUAAACACAUGCAACAUUCAAGUGCUUCUGCAGGCAGCUGAGUAUCUGGAGCGAAAGGAAAGAGAGGCCGAGCACGGUUAUGCCUCAGUGCUUCCAUUCUACAGUAAAGGCGUUACAGAUAAGAGAAAAAAGCUGAAAUCAAAGAGUCCUUCGCCUGGGAACAGCAGGUCUGUUCACAAUGAGUUGGAGAAACACAGGAGAGCUCAGUUAAAACAUUGUUUGGAGCAGCUGAAGCAGCAGGUUCCUCUGUCCUCAGAUUCAGCUCGAAACACAACCCUCAGUCUGCUCAGACAAGCACAGCUGCACAUCAAGAAGCUGCAGAAACAGGACGAGCAUGCAGAGCUGCUGAAGGACCGUCUGCGCUGGGAGCAGAGAGAACUGCGCACACGGCUGGAGAAACUGCAGGGCGGUUCAGAGAGGAUGCGUAACGACAGCCUUGGCUCAACUGUGUCCUCCGAGAGAUCCGACUCUGAGAGAGAGGACGUUGAGAUUGAUGUGGAGAGCAUGGUGUGGACUCUGGAGUCAGAUGGACUGGGCUCAUCACGUGCUGGGAUGGACCACAGCUACUCUACCUCUGAUUACAACUGGUCAUGACCAUCCCAGAUCUACCAAUUACACGGACGCUAUUAAGUGGAUGAGGGACUGAGGAAAAUAUUUGAUGGGCUUUUCCAUCAUCACCCCAGAACAGCCUUAUGUUGCUGCAAUUCUGAAAACAUCCGCCGCAAACAAGGGCUAAGCAUGACUGGAAUUUAUUUAGUGUAGUGUAUUCUUUACACUAAUGGCAUUAUGGUGCUCUAGUAUGCUAUACACUCGUGAGAUUCAAGUGUAACAAGUUUUUUUGAUGCUUUAUGUCCACAGAAUGAUUUUAAUUGUUUUGUCUGAAUUAGUUAUGAUCACAUUGUACCCGCUAGUUGUCUUCAGCUAAUGAGCUUAACUUUAGGGUCAGCCUGCAGUACACAUUGGCUUGCACUUAAAUGUUUAAUAUCCAGCUUAUUUUAUUUCUGUUUUCAAAGUCAAGUUUUGAUACGUUGCACAAAGCAUACGCAUGAGCACUUGUGAUGUCUCUUUAGAUGUGUGGUGUUCCUUUCAGGAUUGCUGAUGUGUGAAAUUGCAGAUCAUGUCGAUGCAUCUUUUUUCACUUUAAUUUUUUUUUCUAUUUGAAAAAAAAACAAAAAACGGGAGGCUAAUUCAAAGGUUGUGAUGCAAUUCAUAGGGAAAGACUUCUUUCCUUUACAGCCAUGCAUUUAUUAUUUGCUACUGGGUAAAGGUACAGUUGGGUUUGAAUGAUGGUUGUUGAACUAUCUGUAUCAUCUUGAUGUUUAAUUUUUAUUUACUUUCUACUGUUUUGAUUCGGUCCUGUGCUUUGGUUCACUCCAGAGAAUCAAUUCAAACACCCAAACAAUAAGCUAUUAUGUUGAGCCCUAACAAGCCUGAAAAACAGGAAAAAAAAAAUAUUUUUUUGUACAGUGGAUUUUCAUCCAUUAUCCCUUAAGAAAUGUUAGUCUGCUCAUGUUUUAAUGCAUACCUUUAAACUGCAAUUCAGUUUGUUGGUAGUAUUGAAAAAUACACGGGCUGUAUUUCCAAACUGUUCAGUAUCUGCUCAUAUCAAUCAUUUAUGCAAACGAUUAUGAACAUGCCUUUGCUUUCAGAUGUUUGUACAGUAAUUGUGUUAAUGUACACAACAAAAUGUACAUUGUAUAUACAGUUCUGAACACCAAAUGCCUUAUGAACUAUUUGUAUGUCAUUGGACCAGGAACACCUUUGUAUUUAUGUCUCUCCUUGUACUUAUAUGUAGCAUUUUAUUAUUUUUUACCGACAUAAGCCUUUUGUACAAAUAAAUAUUUUAUGUAUUUAA
Messenger RNA from Carassius carassius (crucian carp), 1991 nucleotides. RefSeq names its product max dimerization protein 3-like. Gene Ontology annotation, biological process: regulation of transcription by RNA polymerase II. The coding region runs from base 131 to 730 and encodes 199 amino acids. Gene Ontology annotation, molecular function: RNA polymerase II cis-regulatory region sequence-specific DNA binding; protein dimerization activity; DNA-binding transcription factor activity, RNA polymerase II-specific. The record is from RefSeq and is a predicted model, not a curated record. The transcript has 6 exons. NCBI's taxonomy places the organism in Eukaryota, Metazoa, Chordata, Actinopteri, Cypriniformes, Cyprinidae.